Hemicordylus capensis (graceful crag lizard) is the source of this 5014-nucleotide messenger RNA. RefSeq names its product zinc finger and BTB domain containing 24 (gene ZBTB24). Bases 163 to 2328 code for a protein of 721 amino acids. Gene Ontology annotation, molecular function: RNA polymerase II cis-regulatory region sequence-specific DNA binding; DNA-binding transcription factor activity, RNA polymerase II-specific; protein binding. The transcript has 7 exons. Lineage: Eukaryota; Metazoa; Chordata; Lepidosauria; Squamata; Cordylidae. Gene Ontology annotation, biological process: regulation of transcription by RNA polymerase II. Gene Ontology annotation, cellular component: nucleus. The record is from RefSeq and is a predicted model, not a curated record.
UACUUACCUCUAUGGGCCCGCUUCCACAUCCAUAGUGGCGUCACUUCCGGGAUGCGCGGCGGCAGCUUUAGACCUGCGCGCCCCCCUUGGGCUGCGGUGCAUCUUGCUCAGCUGCUUCCUAUCCCUGGGCUCCGUCCUUGGGUCUUCUUAUGACGUGCAAUAAUGGCUGAAGCAGUUCCCAAUGCUUUGGAGAAGUGUAUAGUCAUUCACUCAAAGGUUCACAGGGAUACUAUUCUGGCAAACUUUGAAGAGCAGAGGAAAAAGGAUUUUUUGUGUGAUAUCACUUUAAUUGUAGAAAAUGUCCAUUUCAGAGCUCACAAAGCUUUACUUGCUGCCAGUAGUGAAUAUUUCUCAAUGAUGUUUGUUGAUGAGGGAGAGAUUGGCCAGUCAAUCUAUAUGCUGGAAGGGAUGGUGGCAGAUGCUUUUGGUGCCCUUUUGGAAUUUAUCUACACCGGCUGUCUGCAAGCUAGUGAAAAAAGUACAGAGCAAAUUUUGGCCACCGCUCAUCUCCUCAAAGUAAAUGACUUAGUAAAAGCGUACACAGACCAUCAGAAGAAUUGUAAUCCAAAUAAUGUGUUACCUGCCAUGCCUAACAGUGGAUCCACAGUCGUCGUCUUUGUGAAUGACAAGAAAAAUGAAGAUCCACCAAAGCGUAAACGUGGAAGACCAAGAAAAGUGAAGAACAUCCAGGAGGAAAAAGCAGGGACAUCUUCUGCUGAUGAUGCACAGCUAAAAGAGAACAACUCGGUUCACAAUGAGCAAAAUUUUAUGGAAAAAAAUACUGUAGUAGGAGACCGAGAUUCCAAGGAACGGAUUCCAGUAAACGGAGAAGCAAGAGAAACGGAGCACGCUUGUAGUUCAGAUGCUGUGAUCUCUCCCUCUACUGAAAAAGAUGAGAACUCUGAUCCUAAAUGCCAAAGUAUGCAGACCAGUCAAAGUCGUUACAGCAAGCGCAGGCUACGAAGGUCUAUCAAGCUAAGAGAUUAUAAACUGAUUGGUGAUGAUGAGGAGAGUGGGCUGAAAAAGAGGAGUGAUGGGAGAAGAAAGCGAACAGGUUCAGAAGUUCAGUGCAAAGAUUGUGGGAAACACUUUAAAUAUAACCAUUUUUUAGCUAUUCAUCGAAGGAGUCAUACAGGGGAGCGCCCAUUUAAGUGCAGUGAAUGUGGCAAGGGCUUUUCCCAGAAGCACUCUCUCCAGGUUCAUGAGCGAAUGCAUACUGGAGAACGGCCAUACAUUUGCACCGUCUGUAAUAAGGCUUUAACCACAAAACACUCCCUUCUGGAACACAUGAGCUUGCAUACAGGUAAGAAGGCUUUUACCUGUGAUCAGUGUGGGAAAUUCUUCAGCCAGAAGAGACAACUGAAGAGUCAUUACAGAGUUCACACAGGCCAUUUGUUACCAGAGUGUAGCCUGUGUCAUCGCAAAUUCAUGGAUGCAGCUCAAUUAAAGAAACAUUUAAGAACACAUACAGGUGAAAAACCAUUUACGUGUGAAAUCUGUGGCAAGUCUUUCACAGCAAAAAGCUCCCUUCAGACUCACAUCAGAAUCCACAGAGGAGAAAAGCCAUACACGUGUGGCAUAUGUGGGAAAUCCUUUUCUGAUUCCAGUGCCAAGAGGAGACACUGUAUCUUGCACACUGGCAAAAAACCCUUUUCUUGUUCGGAGUGCUGUGUGCAGUUUGCACGCUUAGACAACUUGAAGUCUCAUUUGAAGAUCCACAUCAAAGAGAAACAGUUACAGGAAGUGAGCAGAACUCCCAAUCCUGGCAGUGCAGAGGAAGACAAGAACAUUCUUCAGCUGCAGCAGUAUCAGCUGUCCACCUCGGGAGCACAAGAGAUCCAGCUGCUAGUUUCGGAUUCAGUGCACAACAUAAAUUUUGUGCCUAGCCAUAACCAAGGGAUUAGCAUUGUCACUGCUGACGCUUCCCAGAAUGUCAUGGCAGACCAGGCAGGUAGUCUUACCCUUCUCACGCAGCCACCACAACAGCUGCAGAACUUGCUGCUUUCAACCCAGCCAGAACCAACAGACCAGAUUCAGAGUCUCAAUCUCAUGAGCAACCAAAUCGAGUCCACUCAGGCUGAGCAGAUGCAUGUCAUCACACUCUCGAAAGAAGCCCUGGAACACCUCCAUGCCAAUCAGAAUCAAGCAGGAGUGCUUCAGAUAGCGACAGGGACGUCGCAUCCAACCCAGCCCAUGCAGGCGGCCCCAGAGCCUAGUCAGCCAUUUCGCCUCAGCCAAGACACAGGCCUGCCUCCUCCAAUUAGCAAAAGACAGACCCAAACUGUACAAGUCUCUGAAUCACCUCAGCCAUCUCUGACUGUAGACUAGAUGUCUGGUGAUCAUCUUAUUGCGGGGCAGAUGUAUUAUAGUGCAGGCUGAUCAGCUUCUCAGAUAUUUAUUUAGCAAGAGUGAAAUGAGCUCUUUCAUGUAGCCUGUGUGGUAUUUCAUCUAUUAUCUCUUUAACUUUGCAUUUUGGUAACACUGACGAAUAGCUUUAUUGUAGCUGGGGAAUUUUUUUUGUUUUGUUUUUGUUUUAACUUAAUAGGAUGGUUUCCUACCCAGCAUCCAUAUUUGUUUUACGUAAAUUACAAUAAAUAUUAAGGUAUUGUGGAUAUGAUCUAGUCCAGGGAUUCUCAAACUUGGGUCCUCAGGUGUUAUUGGACUUCAACUCCCAUAAUCCCCAGCCUCAGUGGCCUUUGGUUGGGGAUUAUGGGAGUUGAAGUCCAAUAACACCUGAGGACCCAAGUUUGAGAAUCACUGAUCUAGUCAAAGUUAAGUACUCCAACAUCACAUCGACUUCAGUGUGAGAGAUCUAGGCACAUGUUUAAUUCUCCCAUUGAAAUUGCCCUAUAUUUAAAAUGCUUAACUUUGGCUGGAUUAAGCCCUUUAUUUUUAGCCAACAGCAGAUAUCUUUAAUAAUUUUUCUCCUAUGUGCCUAGUUCAUGACAGCAUGGGCCAGUGAAAGCUCAGAUUAAUUCUGGAUUAUUAAAAAUAGGUUUGGAAUAUUCCUGUGUCAACUAAGGAUGUGCAAAACGUUUCCUAUAUCCACAGUUUUCCAUUCUGCCUCUCUGUAGUCAUGGAUACUCUUGGAAGUCUAUAAAGUGCCUCAGGUAUCAUUUGAGGGUUUUUUCCUCCCUGAAAAAGAAAUUGCGCAUUAUAGGCUAGCACAUGCAUAUUGCCAUUUCAUAUAAGCAAAUGAAAUGUUGCUGGCUGUGUUACCAUUUUCAUUCCACACUGAAAACUUGCCUAUUGACAUGCAAACACAUGCACACUCUGAAAAGGUGAGUAGAGUAAAGUUGCACCUUCAAGCAUAUGUGCACAGGGCCAACUACGGGUACAAAACUGGAUUUGGUGGGUUUUUUGUUUUACUUAUUUAUGCUGUACGUUUAUGCUUGCCCAUAUGCAUCCUGAUCUAGCUCUAGUUGUGGGUGGGUAUGCACAUUAAAAAAAAUCCAUACAUUGGAAGUAGUGCCAUGCUAAUACAAAUCCGCACUCGGAUAAACAUUCUGAUGCUCUUUCUGCUUCUGCCUUGGUUGUGCAAGAGUUUUUACGCCCAGCCACCAUUAUCUCUUUUCCUUUUGUAAAGUAAAUCUGAUGCACUUGGAUAUAAGGAAUGUUCAGUAUAAUUGUCAGCAACACUGGAACAAUAAUCCAUGCUGGACACUGACUGUUGUAGGUUACUGCAGGAUUUUGUAAUAAUCACAGUUAAUCAGAAGCUGCCUUAUACAAAUUCAGACCUUUUGGUCCAUCUAGCUGAGAAUUGUCUGCGCUGGCUGUCGGCACCUCUCCACCCGGAGAGGGAUGCCAGGGAUUGAACCUGAGAGCUUUUGCAUGCAAAGCAUGUGCUCUACCACUGUGCUACUAUUCCCUCCUCCAUCCUGAUUGGAUGCAGUGCUUGACUGUAGUAAUGGAAGGCAGUGGGAAUUUGUGCACAGGGGGAAGAAGGAGGGGUAUGAAAUGUGCAGUCUUGCAACCUCUUCCUCUUCACUACGGCUUAGAGAGUCAGCAUUAUUUUACAUCACGUCUGCAUUGGCUCGGUGUUACUACUCUCCAAUUCUCUGGAAACGCUCUUCUUUUAUUUUUAUUAUUUUGUAGUACUCUCAUCUGUUGACUGUUAUUCACUCCUUCAUAGAGCCCUACAUAUGCUGCGUACCUGGAGCAGCUUGACCAUUCACUUCAAUGGUUGGGGCUGUUUUAUGCAACUCUGCACAGAGCUGUCUCUUCUGUUGAAGUAAAUGGGGAUGCCUUGGGGGCUGGGUGGGAGGUGUGCGCGCGCGCGCACGCCCACCCCCGCACACUCCACAUCUCCUACAGCAAACUUUCAGGGCAACUUCUUACUCCUUAUGUGAACUCAAGCUAACAUACUGAAUGCAAAAGUGAUAGUGAAUGUGGCAAUUAGCUGUUUAGACUAGGAAUCUUGGGUUCAUUUAUUUUGCAACCACAGCCAAACCAUUUAAACUUUUGGUAGUGUAGCUUUUAAUCUGCAAAAUGGGAACAAACGCCACCACUGCAGAGUUUCUUGGUCAUCCUUGGAAGUGCAUGCUGGAAAUCAAUGCAAAGUGUUUUAACAGCGAUUUAAAUCACAAUCUUAUUUUGCCAUGAGAGAAAUACUAUUUUUAUUCUAAGUUAGAGUGGCUUCAUACAAUCUGCCUUAGCUGUUAAUAAAGAUCCUUCCAAAACACAAUAAAAGACUUGAGACGGGACAUCUUUCAACUCAUUUCCUGAAAACUGUUUUGUUUUUUGACUUGGGAUUUCGACUUGACAUAAAUAUAACAAAAUUACUAAAUUUCUUGUGGAGAAAAUUUAGAAUGGUGUUUAAAAAAUAAUAAUGGGGGGGGGGGGCUGGAAAUGAGACAUACAAUCUAGAAAUUCAGCCACUAGAAAUGAACCAUUGUCCCACUAAAUGGAAGACUUGUUAAGAAAUGUGAUGCAUUUGUCUGUUCUCACCUGUAAAAUUGUUUUUUCUGUUUUUAAAAACAAAAGCCAACAGGCAUAAAAGAUGUUCCACACUUUU